AUAGAAUUAUUCUGCUUUAUAUAAUUUAGAAAUAUAUAAUGAAUUCCGGACCACUUACACCAACUUCUCAAACUUCAAAUCGUCUUAGAUAUAAGCUUGCAACAGAGCUAGUUUUUAUAGACAAUUCAGAUGGAAUAAAAGAUCCUUAUAAUGCUGCUUCUGUGCCUAUUUAUCAGUCAGCUACCUUCAAACAAUCUUCAGCAACCCAAAUGGGAGAGUACGAUUAUAGCCGAAGCGGUAAUCCAACUCGUUCACAUUUAGAAAAUCAUAUUGCAAAAAUUAUGUCUGCCAACCGUGCUUUUGUGGUUACCAGUGGAAUGAGUGCAUUAGAUGUGAUCGCUCGUUUAGUUAAAGCAGGCGAGGAAAUCAUUGCGGGAGAUGAUUUGUAUGGAGGUACCAAUCGUCUCCUAGCGUUUCUCAAUAAAAGUUGCGAUAUUAAAACACAUCAUGUCGAUACAACUUCCGUGGACUCACUUAUGCCAUACUUGCAUCCGACUAAGACUAGACUCAUUUUAUUGGAAUCACCAACGAACCCAUUAUUUAAAAUAUCGGACAUUCCUACCAUUGCAGCUGUCGUGCAUGAGAGAUGCCCAAAUGCUUUGGUAGUGGUUGAUAAUACAAUGAUGUCUCCUUAUCUCCAAAGACCUUUGGAAUUUGGAGCUGAUAUUGUAAUUCAUUCUGGAACGAAAUAUCUUAGUGGACAUCAUGAUUUAAUGGCUGGUGUUAUUGGAGUUAAAGAUGAAGUUGUUGCAGAGAGAAUCUAUUUCACCAUUAAUGCAACAGGAUCUGGUCUUCCCCCGUUUGAUUCGUGGCUGCUUCUUCGUGGUAUAAAGACACUUGGGGUUCGCAUGGAAAAACAGCAAGCAAAUGCUAUGCAAAUUGCAGAAUUCCUUGAAUAUCAUGGUUUCAAAGUUAUGUAUCCGGGAUUAAAAUCACAUCCACAAUAUGAAUUACACCACACUAUGUCCCGUGGACCAGGUGCUGUAUUAAGUUUCGUGACAGGAGAUGUAGAAGUUAGCGAACGAGUUGUUGAGUCAACGAAAAUAUGGGCAAUUAGUGUCAGUUUUGGAUGUGUUAAUUCUUUGAUAAGUAUGCCAUGUAGGAUGUCUCAUGCUAGCAUUCCUGCUGCAGUACGGCAAGAAAGAGGAUUUCCUGAAGAUUUAAUUCGUCUUUGCGUUGGCAUUGAAGAUGCAAAUGAUUUGAUUGAAGAUUUAUACUCGGCAUUAGUAUUAGCUAAUGCUAUUGAUGUUGGUCAGCAAAACGGAAAUGCAUGAUAACGGAUAAUAUCAGCCACAAACUUUUCUAUGAAGUACUUUAUUUAAAUACUAUAAAUGAAAACGCAUAUGAAUCUCACUAGACUCUUAAUAUAAAUUCGCAAUACAUAACAUUAUUUACAUUAUAUACAUUAAAUAAUAAAAAACUUCGCGUGCAUGACUCGGU
Rhizophagus irregularis DAOM 181602=DAOM 197198 is the source of this 1440-nucleotide messenger RNA. RefSeq names its product homoserine O- acetyltransferase. The record is from RefSeq and is a predicted model, not a curated record. Gene Ontology annotation, cellular component: cytoplasm. NCBI's taxonomy places the organism in Eukaryota, Fungi, Glomeromycota, Glomeromycetes, Glomerales, Glomeraceae. Gene Ontology annotation, molecular function: pyridoxal phosphate binding. Gene Ontology annotation, biological process: 'de novo' L-methionine biosynthetic process; transsulfuration.